This is a messenger RNA of Sander lucioperca (pikeperch), 1732 nucleotides long. RefSeq names its product cAMP-dependent protein kinase inhibitor alpha (gene pkia). The transcript is spliced from 3 exons. Gene Ontology annotation, biological process: negative regulation of cAMP-dependent protein kinase activity. The coding region runs from base 354 to 590 and encodes 78 amino acids. NCBI's taxonomy places the organism in Eukaryota, Metazoa, Chordata, Actinopteri, Perciformes, Percidae. Gene Ontology annotation, cellular component: cytoplasm; nucleus. Gene Ontology annotation, molecular function: cAMP-dependent protein kinase inhibitor activity. The record is from RefSeq and is a predicted model, not a curated record.
UUGCUUGCUGCUGAUUGGUCACGUAGGAGGAAGAUGCGACUGCAAUGGAGAAUAGACUGGGGACUUUUCAAAGCGUCCUACUGAUGUGAUUAAUAUCGUUGAAUGAUUUCCACGCAUUGGCUUGUCGCGGUAUGUAGUUUAAGGCCUUUAGAUUAUUAGCUAGGCCUAGGCUACUGGAAGUCCGUAUUUUUGUUUUGUUUUGUUGGAUCGUUUGAUGUGUGAUGUCGGGCCCGUCGCGCUGCUUUGUAGCUGAAGUCACUCCCUAGAAAUGUAGCUUGUGGUUACAACACUGGUAGAGCUAUCACUGAAGCUGCUCUUCUUGUAGGUGUUGCUGUGCGAACGAUGCACGAGCGAUGUCUGAUGUUGAGGCCACGUACGCAGACUUCAUCGCCUCUGGCAGGACGGGACGCAGGAACGCCAUGCACGACAUUCUGCAGAGUCCCGCCGACCCUGAGGGACGAGGACUGCCCCUCACCCUGUCUCUGUCCCAGCUGCACAUCAACGCAGGAGGGGGAGAUGGAGACGACACUGAUGACAGCCAGAGCUCUUCCUCCGCGGGCCACAGGGAGGUGGAGCAGAGGAACAGCUAACCUGCCACACACUCCUGCCAGUGGACAGAGAGCUGCAAGAUGGAAUCCAGCCGUCAUUGUGAUGAAGCCUUUGGUACAAAGUGGGCUGGUAGCCGGAGGGUAGCACCACCACUGCUGAGGUGCCUAUAAGCAGGGCACUGACCCCCUAAAUCCACUGUAGAGGCGCUGUGCUGCGAUAUGAUCACCAAGCGCUCUCAUGUCCCUGUGGCUCUGCUGUGCACUAGAAUAACAGACUGUUGGCAAGGGUGUAUUUCAGAGGUGGAGUAAACAGAGAGACAAAUCUGUAGCUCAUGUACAGCUGAUUUUACUUCCAGUCUUAGUUUUAAACACAAAGGCUGAAUGAUUGGAAUGAAAAGAGAAAGCUCCUAUGUGAGUGUAUGUGAAUCUUGUAGUUGUGCAGGCAAUUUGUAAGACCACUGAGACGUGCUGAUGUAAUGCAGUGGGACUAGCAUGUUCGUAGUGAUGCUGAUAGAGAUUAUAUUGCCAGUUAAUGGCUUGUGCUUCCUUUAAUUUGAAUAUACUUUAGAGGGAAUUUGACUACUCAGCUGUAGUAAAACUGGAAACUAGAAAACACCACGGACAAAAACACUGGGGCUUGGUUACGUUAUUUGUUGAAGGGUGUGUUCACUGAUUUUGUUUUGUAUGAUAGACAACACCCAAUCAUAUGUGAAAUUGGCCUGUACUAGAAAGCAGCAGACUGGAUGGUGGUGUGACCUACAAUACAUAAUAAUACAUUUAUAGUGAAUUUGGAUGAUAUAUUUCAAUGGCUCAGUGGUUAACAAAGAUGAUUAUGGUGUACUAUCUUUUAAAAUGUUGAUAGUCUUUUUUUUUUUUUUUUUUUUUUUUUUUACUUUUCUACUCAUGCCAUUAUAAUCACAACCGUAAAGGAGUAUAUUGAAAUUUUGGGAAAUAUUCUAAUUCGCUUUCUUGCCGAGAGUUAGAUGAGAGGAUUAAUGCCAAUGUUAUGUACUGUAUGUACGCUAAAUAUGUAGCUUGAGUCAGCAGCAAGGUUAGCUUAUCUUAAUAUCAAAUGGGAAAACAGCUAGCCUGGCUCUGUCUGAAGGAAACAGAAUUCACCCACCAGCCCUUCUAAAGCUCAUUAAUUAACAUGUUAUGUCCUGUUUGUUUAAUUCGUACAAAAA